AUGAAGCUUUCCACUCUUGCCCUUGGCAUCUUCGCCACUAUGGUGGCUUCUGCUGCUAUCCCUUCUGAUAACGGUCAAGCUCUGCUGAUCCCGUUUGUCACAAGCAUUCUGACUGCGGCGUCGGAUACUGCGAUCGCGGCAUCUGCGUUGCUGACCCCCCCCAAGCUGGCUCGCGAUGAUGCUUCUAACGUUCCUUGCGGCAAUAACAAGGAUUGCUUCAAUGGUCUUUGCGUUGAUGGUAUCUGCCAUUUUGGUAUUGGAGAGGGUCCCUCCACCGAUGUUUCGAAGGUUAAUCAGAAGGUUGAACGCGCCGACCCAGUCUGCCACAAGCACUCCGAUUGUGGUGUUGGUUACUGCGAUCGUGGUAUCUGCGUCGCUGAUCCUCCCAAGCUCGCUCGUGGCAUCGAUGCCGACCCCGUCUGUCGCAAACAUUCUGAUUGCGGUGUUGGUUACUGUGACCGCGGUAUCUGUGUCGCUGAUCCUCCCAAGCUCGCCCGCGACAUCAACGCCGACCCCGUCUGUCGCAAACAUUCCGAUUGUGGUGUUGGUUACUGCGAUCGUGGUAUCUGCGUCGCUGAUCCUCCCAAGCUCGCCCGCGACAUCAACGCUGACCCUGUCUGUCGCAAACAUUCUGAUUGCGGUGUUGGCUACUGUGACCGCGGUAUCUGUGUCGCUGAUCCUCCCAAGCUUGCCCGUGAUAUCAAUGCCGACCCUGUCUGUCGCAAACAUUCUGACUGUGGUGUUGGCUACUGCGAUCGCGGUAUCUGCGUUGCUGAUCCUCCCCAGUAA
Molecule: messenger RNA, 789 nt
Organism: Aspergillus clavatus NRRL 1
Lineage: Eukaryota; Fungi; Ascomycota; Eurotiomycetes; Eurotiales; Aspergillaceae
Exons: 2
Coding region: 1-789 (262 amino acids)
Source: RefSeq, a predicted model, not a curated record